This is a messenger RNA of Nymphaea colorata (pocket water lily), 948 nucleotides long. RefSeq lists its product as uncharacterized. The record is from RefSeq and is a predicted model, not a curated record. Gene Ontology annotation, molecular function: protein binding. The transcript is spliced from 3 exons. The coding region runs from base 37 to 438 and encodes 133 amino acids. Lineage: Eukaryota; Viridiplantae; Streptophyta; Magnoliopsida; Nymphaeales; Nymphaeaceae.
UCAACAUAUCCUGCAAAUGAAGGGCAGCAUAAGGUCAUGAAUCCUCAUUUGCUCAUGUAUGGUCCUGUUUUCACGGUUGGUCAAAGUCGUAGCUGCAACUUGUACUUGAAGGAUUCAUUUGUGAGUUCAGUUCUUUGUCGACUGAAGUUUGUACAGCGGGAGGAAGGAUACACCAGUAUAUUGGAAAAUGCAGGAGCUAAAGGAUCCAUUGAAGUCAACGGAAAGCCUGUCAAAAAGAACUCAGAUGUCAUCCUUUGGGCUGGGGAUGAGCUGGUGUUUAGUUCAUCUGGCAACCAUUCUUAUGUAUCCUUUACUUGCUACUGGAACACACUGUUGCUUACUAAACUUAAGAUUUGGUUCUAUGGGACUUCAUGGUGCUCUCUGCCUCUCUCUAUCAUUAACUUGGUACUGGACAUGUGUCUCUGUCUAACAAACUAGUCAUAGUAGCAGAACAUUUUGCAUAUCUUAUCAAAAUUUUAUUUUGUUUUUCUUUUCGCCACACAUCUGUUUAUUGAUAGAAAUACAUGUGUAUGCAGUAUGCACAAAAUAGUCUGAUCUUUGGGUUAUAAUUUUAUGUAGUUAGCUCUGAAGUAGCUGAAUUCUAAGGUUCUUUCUUCUAGGCCGCUGCAUUAUAUGAUAUGGAGGCGUAUUGUACGAUACAUAUCAUAUAGGUUGGCAACUUGGCUGAAUAUAUAUCAUACACAUUUUUCAUAUGUGUCGUAUAUGUUUUGACCAUAUCUUGCCUUGUCUUAUGAUACGGUGCAAUUUUUAAAAAAGGGGCACGAUGCACCUUUUGAUUGAUUUUUUUUUUUAAAACUGCAUCUUCUCCAUUUCUGACACAUUUGAGAGCUUUGGGAGAGAGUUUUGCUGGUUUUGGAGAGAAAUUGCCAAAUAAAUCAUCAAUUUGAGGGAGAAAGUGUGAUUUUAGAGGAAGAUUUGCUCAUGGGA